ACUUUUCGCCUUUCGAUUUUCUGCAAUAGUGAAAGGUGGGUUUUGAAUAGGCCUGGGUGUUAUUUUGUCGUGUGAGGCUUUGGGGUAGUCUGGUAAUCUAGACCAGAAGAAAGGAAUGACUGAGUCAUCGACGAGAGACGUGAACAUCGAUUUGCAGUCGGUCCAUUACUACCGUGGAGAGGGUCCCGUUCAUCGGUUGGCGCUUCACCCAGAAAAGCUUCUAGAUAAUCUGCUUGGGAGAAGAACGGUUCAAGGAGCGAUUUUUGAUGCCUUAAGGAAGAACAAAGCGAAUAGAUCGCUGGGGAGCCGGCGCUUGCAGCCAGAUGGGACGUGGAGUGGAUACGAAUACUUGACGUAUGGAGAGUUAGAAAGAGAGGUUGUGAAUUUUGCGUCUGGCAUGAGCAGUUUAAAGUUGAAUUCGACAGGAAUGGUCGGAAUCUAUUCAGAAAACCGAUUAGAAUGGAUCGUCAGUGUACUGGCGUGCUGUUAUUUGAACAUCACAUUUGUACCACUGUACGAUAGUGUAGCGCAAGAUACAAUACAGUACAUUAUCGACCAUUCUGGGAUGUCGGCGAUAGUGCUCUCAGAGAAGACGUGGGAAGAGUUUGCGAGUCAAAAGCACGACGUGUCAAAAUUGAGUGUGUUGAUCAAGAUGGGGAGAUUGGAGAGCGUGCCAGAAUUUUUGAAAAGCUCAAGGACAAAGAUACAUGAAUACGAAGAGGUGAAAAGAAUGGCGGGGUCGAUACAUCCGAUGGUGCAAUCUUCCCCAGAAGAUCUGUUUACGUUGCUGUACACAAGCGGUACAUCCGGAGAGCCGAAAGGUGUGAUGUUGACGGAAUCGAACGCGGCAUGUUCGAUCGCGGGGUGUUUGGAACUGAUAAAGUUGAGCCAGUCAGACGUGCACAUAUCUUAUCUGCCGCUGGCACAUAGCUACGAGAUGGUGUGCAUGCUGUCGGGUCUGUUGGUAGGAGCAUCGGCUGGGUUCUGGAGAGGAGACAUCAAUGGACUGCUGGAUGAUAUACAGGCACUGAGGCCUACUAUUUUGGUAGGCGUGCCGAGGGUGUUUGACCGGAUUUAUGGAAGGAUUAUGUGUGGGUUGGAGGAAGCGAGUCGAGUGAAGAGGGCGCUAUUCAGCUAUGCAUACGAUUCAAAGAGAAGGGCCGAACAGAUGGGAGGAGCGUCGUCGAUAUGGGAGGGGGUUAUUUUCAAGAGGUUUAAGGAUUUAUUGGGGAAAAGGGUGAGAAUGAUAGUUUCUGGAUCGGCGCCGUUGAAUCCAAAAGUGCAGGAAUUCUUAAGAGUUGUGACAGGAGCGACCGUGAUUCAAGGAUACGGCCUUACGGAGACAUUUGCGCUGGUUUGUGUGCAGAGGAUAUGCGACAAGAAGGCGACCGGGCAUGUGGGGCCUCCAAUUGGGACGGUGGAGGUCAAAUUGGUGGACGUGCCGGAAUUGGGUUAUGUAUCAUCGGUGGAUCAACACCGAGGAGAAGUUUGCGUUCGUGGGACAAACGUGUUUGUAGGAUAUUAUAAAGAUGAAGCUAAAACGAGUGAUGUGUUGGAGCCAGAUGGUUGGUUUCAUACUGGAGAUGUGGGCGAGUGGUUGCCGAAUGGAACGUUAAGGAUCAUCGAUCGAAAGAAGAACAUCUUCAAGUUGUCUCAAGGAGAAUACGUGGCGGUGGACAAUCUCGAGUCUGUGUUUUCUCAGGCCAGGUUUGUGGGUCAAAUUUACAUUCAUGGAGAUUCAAUGUCAGAUUAUUUGGUGGCGAUCGUGGUUCCGGAUGCCGAGGCACUUGUCGGGUGGGCGGAGUUGGCUGGAAUGAGCAAGGAUGUAAGGAGGUUGUGCGCAGAUACGAAAGUGAAGAUCCUGAUUUACGAAGAGCUUUGCAAGGUGGCAAAGGAGAACCAGUUGCACGGGUAUCAGAUUCCCCGCCAGAUUUAUUUGGAGCCGGAUCCUUGGACAGUAGAAUCAGGCGUUCUCACGCCCAGCUUGAAGACCAAGAGAUUUGUCAUGCGGAAAAUGUACGAGGCGGUUUUUAAGGAGUUAUACAGGCUACCUCGCUUGGAUGGAAGCAACGGAAGGGCCAAGUUGUGAGUGACAAGAAUGUAGCUUGACUUUUUUAUUCGGAGUGGGCGUUGAGUUGAAGGAGUUUUGAGUUGGUUGCGACAAAAAUGUAGCUUGAUUUUUUUUAUUCAGUGAGUUUUUUUUAUUCGGAGUGGACGUUGAGUUGAAGGAGUUUUAAGUUGAUUGCGAUGUUGGAUAUGGCUUUGUCUUCUUUGUCGAUGAGUGCUUCUAGUUGUGAUGUGUGUUCUGGAGAGAGUUUGACGGACGAGAGUAGCGAGAUGAGUUCUGAUCUUGCUUCGAUGGCUUGAGUGGUGAUCUGGGCCGUUUCAUUCAGAGAGUCUUGAUGUUCUUGGACGGUUUGUUUGAGGGAUUCGAGUUGUUCGAACCAGCGGAGUUCAGAGGAGGUGGCUCUGUACUUUUUGGAUCGGAUUUUGUCUAUUAGACAGAGGGAUCGAGAGUAUAGGACGUCUUGUGACGUGUAGGCUUCGUGAAGUCGGGAGGUGAGUUGUGAGAGGCGCUGCGGUUGGAUGAGUUGUGAGAGGUGGUUUAGAUCGGCCAGUUGGGUUUCGGUGCGGUUUUGGAUGGAUUGGAGGUGGUUUUUGAGCCGUUCGUAGAUGUCGUAGAGAUAGAGAAUGUGGACGCGUUUGAUGUUGGAGUAGUGAUCGAUGAAGCGUUUGA
This is a messenger RNA of Schistocerca gregaria, 2737 nucleotides long. RefSeq lists its product as uncharacterized. Gene Ontology annotation, cellular component: membrane; endoplasmic reticulum. The transcript has 6 exons. The record is from RefSeq and is a predicted model, not a curated record. Gene Ontology annotation, molecular function: long-chain fatty acid-CoA ligase activity. NCBI's taxonomy places the organism in Eukaryota, Metazoa, Arthropoda, Insecta, Orthoptera, Acrididae. The coding region runs from base 116 to 2089 and encodes 657 amino acids.